AUGGCAAGUUCUAAUGGAAACCCAGAGCUCUUGGGAAGCACACAAACAACCCUGCUCAACCUGAGCACAAAGCACACUGAGGAUCUAACGUCAGCCGCCUCCCAGAUAUCAACACUGAAAGAAAAGAGACACAGUGACAGGCCAAAGGGGAGAAAGAAACCUGUUGCUGGAAGCAGAGACGGAUGGGUAAAGGAGGUUGUCGGUUUGCAAAAUGAACAGCGUCCCCAGUUACCACUGUCGCUCAUCUCUUUAAAAAGGCUGGUGGACAUUGAAAUGGAGUUAGUGCAUGGUGACGAACAGAACAUUACCCACAAGUCUCCAGCCUCCACCUACUCCCAAUUAAUGUGUCACAGCAGUGAAACAGCAGGCCCUCCAAGUGGACCUAAUCUCGCCUCUCUGACUCAGAUUGACAAACGGCUCGAUGCUGCUUUACAGGAUGCCGACAGGUACUACAGGCUAAAGAAAUACGCUGCUGCAGCUAGUCGCUUCACCAUUGCCCUACAGGACUGCUCCAAAGGUGCUGUGCUUGGGAAACCUUUUAGUGCUGAUUAUGAAGAUAUUUCCAAGGUUGUUGGCUUCAUCGAGUCCAGGCUCGCUGCCUGCUACCUGAGAAUGCAGAAGCCUGACUUGGCACUGCCACACUCCCACAGGAGCAUCCACCUAAACCCCAUCCAUUUCCGGAGCCAUCUCCAACAGGCAAUGGUGUAUCGAUUGCUGGGCAACCCCUGCGGGGCAGCGAGGAGUGCCAUGAUUGCUGACUAUGUGUACUGGCUAUCUGGAGACGGCAAGCAGACUAUAAGCAAGCUCAUCAAACUGUAUUGGCAGGGGCUGUUGGAAGAGGCUAUUCGCAUGAAGAAGGAUUUUUCCGUCUUGUACACCCCGUGCUCUGGGAAACCUACCAGAGAAGCAACCCAGAAGGCGGAGCAAGCCUUCAAGAAGCUGCACCCCACCUUCACUGCUUAUAUCUUUACUGACCCUGACGGAGGACACAUGUUGCCUACGACCACAGAUUGGAGCAAAUCAUCUUCCUCAAGCUUCAUCCUGACUCUGGGCUUCAGGAGGAAACGGGAUGGAAACUUCUUGAACAAACUGCUCCACAGGAACUGUCCCACAUUCACAGGGCCACAAGCUCCCUUUAUGCCACUGACACCUGAAGACCUUCAUGGCAUGUGUGAAACUUUAGGAAAGAAGAUUCUACCUGUGCUAGAUUUUAUCAAAUGCACCAAGCUUGCUGCUGGGUUCUCCACAGGCUCAGGGGUGAUUGAGAGGCUUCAGUAUGCUGAUUGUCUGUAUCAGCUGAGGAGAGAGCAGGAGCACGCACAGGUGCUGGAGCACACUCUAGCAGAGUUAGCAUUAGCGCCGUAUCUACAGGAAAUCAGCCCAUCUGACACCAGCCUACUGCAGGCUCUAAUGGCAGACACCAUGGACACCCUUGAAGGCAAGCGGACUGAUCAGGAACGUGUGUGGAAUGCAAUGCAAAAGGUGGGACUGAUUGAGGACUUGAUCUAUCAGUGGGAGAAGUCUUACUUGAAGAGGCAGGCUCACAAAACUGUCAAGAAACAGUGGAAGAAUGACAGUGAAGCUCUGAAACAGAAUGCUUUCUCCAUGCCUAAAGAGGUUACUUCAACACUUCCAGCCAUGCAAGGAGUUCCCCAAAAACAGCAUGCUCCAGCCACUGGGCCAAGCGAGCACUAGCUGGACUUCACAAACAGCCACAUGCAGCUUGAGACCCAGUUGAUCAUCUUCAGUGGGAGUGUUCUCCAGUCUCCAUUACUCUAUACUGACAGAAAUAAAUACACUCUACAGUUUGGUCCUCUCUCUGAUUUAAGGCCUCCUUUUUUAACCUGCCCUUGUUUAUUAGUUAGACACUGUCUCCAUCUCAGCUUCCUAGAAGACACAAAGCAACUGUGAUAGUUUAUAAAACAGAAACCAUGUUCUACCUCAUCAUACCAGCAUCUUCUGCAUGCACAUUUCAUCCAGAGGAGCAUCCGUAUAUCAACCGAUACAAACUUUGGAAAGCACUUUAUCUGUCCAUCAAUGGAACAAAUAGCUGUAUGUGUGGAUUUUAUAGUUGUCGGUGAUGCAUCAACAGAGAUAAUAAUUUUGCACUUGUUCCUGUGGCUUCCUCUGAGGAAGGCUAUACAGAAUAACAUUGUCUAAUAAUGUGCAGUAUAGGUUAAUAUAGGUUUGCAUGAUAGGGAGGCUAUGCAGCGCAUGCUGUUAUUGGAAAAUUAUAAACAACAGGGUGAUGUAAUGCUGUUACCACCCUGAAGCUGAUUAUUUUUCCAAUAACAGCAUGCCCUGAAUUCCUCUUAUAUCACAGCUAUUUACCAAAGCUAACAAUCUUUUUUUAAUUUAUUAAAGAACAACAUGUCAUAUUUUUUUAACCAUUUAUAGUGUUAUAAACAUUAUGUUUAAUGUUAUGGAACAGCCAUCAGUGAGUUAAAACAGACCAGCGAGCAGACGUUUCAGCCCAUAGCUUUCUUCAGUGGUCACCUAACAAACAACAGUUCAUCCCUUUUACAGACACAUAAUUGAAGACUGAGACCAGCUGAGCUUGAU
Molecule: messenger RNA, 2562 nt
Organism: Pangasianodon hypophthalmus (striped catfish)
Lineage: Eukaryota; Metazoa; Chordata; Actinopteri; Siluriformes; Pangasiidae
Product: spermatogenesis-associated protein 16
Exons: 10
Coding region: 1-1695 (564 amino acids)
Biological process (GO): spermatogenesis
Cellular component (GO): Golgi apparatus
Molecular function (GO): protein binding
Source: RefSeq, a predicted model, not a curated record